Messenger RNA from Glycine soja, 1156 nucleotides. RefSeq lists its product as uncharacterized. NCBI's taxonomy places the organism in Eukaryota, Viridiplantae, Streptophyta, Magnoliopsida, Fabales, Fabaceae. Bases 82 to 993 code for a protein of 303 amino acids. The transcript is spliced from 5 exons. Gene Ontology annotation, molecular function: cysteine-type deubiquitinase activity; RNA binding. Gene Ontology annotation, cellular component: nucleolar ribonuclease P complex. Gene Ontology annotation, biological process: protein deubiquitination; tRNA processing. The record is from RefSeq and is a predicted model, not a curated record.
CGGGCAGUGUACUAGGCCCUCUCUCUCUCAUCUCGCAUUCCUUCUUAUCGCUUCAACUUCUUCAUUGCGACGUUGCGGGAGAUGAGGGAGCUGGCGCCUCAACUUCUAGAAGGGCAGGGUUACUUUGACCUCAACAUCCCUUACCCCGAACCUUCCCCUGCCAACAAGGCCAUUGAGCAAGGUAACCGUACGGGGCUGGCAGUGAAGGCCAUGGAGUUAGGCUACAUCGGAAUCGCUUACAACCGCAUGAUCAAGGGCAUCAUGUCCGAUCACCACCGUUGCUCCAUCUCUCCCCUCAUCCUCUCCUCUUUCCUCAACGUCCUUCCCUCUCUCUCCCUCUCCGCCAACCUCCACCACCACCUACUCCAUGUCCCACUCUCCACCCCCUUCCGUCAGUACACACGUCUCACCGUCUGCGUCGAUAGUGCUUCCCAGGCUCAAGCCCUCAAUUUGGGUAACCCUAUUUUGAAAACCUAUGAUUUGGUCAUUGUUAAGCCUUUGAAUCAGAUCGCGUUUGAUCUUGCAUGUGAGAGAAUGGAGGCUGUAUACCACAUGCCAACAACAGAGAAUGACAUGCCCUCUAGAAGCAUCCCUUUGGCUUUGCAAAUUUUAUUCUACAAGCUCCAGUAUAGUGACACCAGUGUUGCAACAAAGGAGUUCACUAAAUCUUUUGGAUGGGAUACAUAUGAUUCUUUCAUGCAGCAUGAUGUUCAAGAACUGAACAGAGUCCUCUAUGAAAAACUUGAAGACAAGAUGAAGGGAACUGUUGUUGAGGGAACUAUACAUAAAUUAUUUGAAGGGAAUCAUAUGAAUUAUAUCGAAUGCAUCAAUGUGGACUAUAAAACAACUAGAAAGAAGUCAUUUUAUGACCUUCAGCUUGAUGUGAAUGGCUGUCCUGAUGUUUAUGCUUCCUUUGACAAGUAUGUUGAAGUUGAACGUCUUGAAGGGGAUAACAAAUAUCAUGUGGAACAAUAUGAUUUGCAGGUUUGCUGAAAUUGUUUAUUUUGGAAUCUACUUGUAAUAAGUCAUUUGUAGAAGUUCUGAAACUUUUAGUUCUUAUAUUGGGUGUACAAAAAUUGUUUAGUUUGCAAUUGCCAAGUUAUGAAUCCUUUAAGUUUCUUAUAGUUGUUGUCAAUGCAAUAAUCUACACAUUUUU